GGCGGGCGCCUGGCCUGCAGCGUCCAUCGGCAGCAGUGAGACGGCACCUGGGAGAGGAGUCAAUAUUUGUAGACCUCUUAGUAAAAACGGCUGCAGCUGACCGGGCCAGCCCUGAGCCCGGAGCACCGUGGAUGGACCCCUUCGAGGACACGCUGCGGCGGCUGCGGGAGGCCUUCGCCUCUGGGCGGACACGGCCGGCAGAGUUCCGGGCGGCGCAGUUGGAGGGCCUGGGCCGCUUCCUGAGGGACAACAGGCAGCUGCUGCUGGACGCGCUGGCCCAGGACCUGCACAAGUCCACCUUUGAGGCAGAGGUGUCUGAGAUCGCCAUCAGCCAGAGCGAGGUCGACCUGGCCCUCAGGAACCUGCAGGCGUGGAUGGAGGACGAGAGGGUGUCCAAGAACCUGGCUACGCAGCUGGACUCGGCCUUCAUCCGCAAGGAACCCUUCGGCGUGGCGCUCAUCAUCGCCCCCUGGAACUACCCCCUGAACCUCACGCUCGUGCCCCUGGUGGGGGCCAUCGCGGCAGGGAACUGUGUGGUGCUGAAGCCCUCGGAGAUCAGCAAGAGCAUCGAGAAGGUCCUGGCCGAGGUGCUGCCCCGCUACCUGGACCAGGGCUGCUUCGCGGUGGUGCUGGGCGGGCCCGCGGAGACCGCGCAGCUGCUGGAGCAGAGGUUCGACCACAUCUUCUUCACAGGGAGCCCCAGUGUGGGCAAGAUCGUCAUGGCCGCCGCUGCCAAGCACCUGACGCCGGUCACCCUGGAGCUGGGGGGCAAGAACCCCUGCUACGUGGACGACGACUGUGACCCCCAGACCGUGGCCAACCGGGUCGCCUGGUUCCGGUACUUCAACGCCGGCCAGACCUGCGUGGCCCCGGAUUACGUGCUGUGCAGCCCCGAGACGCGGGAGCGCCUGCUGCCCGCCCUGCAGAACGCCAUCGCCCGUUUCUAUGGCGACGACCCCCAGCGCUCCCCCAACCUGGGCCGCAUCAUCAACCAGAAGCAUUUCAAGCGGCUGCAGGGACUGCUGGGCUGUGGCCGCGUGGCCAUCGGCGGCCAGAGCGACGAGAGCGAGCGCUACAUCGCGCCCACCGUGCUGGUGGACGUGCAGGAGACGGAGCCAGUGAUGCAGGAGGAGAUCUUCGGGCCCAUCCUGCCCCUGGUGAGCGUGAGGAGCCUGGAUGACGCCAUCGACUUCAUCAACCGUCGGGAGAAGCCCCUGGCCCUCUACGCCUUCUCCAACAGCACCCAGGUGGUCCAACGGGUGCUGGCCCAGACCAGCAGCGGGGGCUUCUGCGGGAAUGACGGCUUCAUGCACAUGACCCUGGCCAGCCUGCCCUUCGGAGGAGUGGGCAACAGUGGGAUGGGCAGGUACCACGGGAAGUUCUCCUUCGACACCUUCUCCCACCAUCGCGCCUGCCUGCUACGCAGCCCUGGCAUGGAGAAAAUCAACGACCUUCGCUACCCUCCCUACUCUCUGCGCAAUCUGAGGGUGCUGCUGGUGGCCAUGGAGGAGCGCCGAUGCAGCUGCACACUGCUCUGAGCCCACAGGUGUGGGGCAUCAGGUGCCGGAGAUGUGGGCUAGGGCACAAGGAGACGCCCAGGUGACAGAGCAGCUUGGUCAGCCCCCACCCUCCCGGGGGACUCCCUUUUCUGGCCCUCAGCUGCCUGCUAAUGAGGACAGGCUGAGGACAGGAGCGUGGGAACAGUGAGUGACCUGUCCCCUGUCAUCCAUCAUGUCCUGGGAAGAAGAGGGCAGAUGUGACACCUCUGAGUCACCCACCUUCCUGAAGAGGGUGCAUCAGAGGAGCCCUGGCUUCAGGUCCAGGCCACAGCAUGGAACCUGUGUGAACAGGUCAUCACUGUCCUCUCUGAGCCUCAGCUCCCCACCUGCAGUGCUGGCGGGGAUGAUCAGUGGACAUCUCUGGAGACUGUUACACAGAUUAAAUUGGCCAGCUGCUGUCCUGGA
This is a messenger RNA of Sciurus carolinensis (gray squirrel), 1964 nucleotides long. It is a transcript of the gene Aldh3b1, whose product is annotated as aldehyde dehydrogenase 3 family member B1. Gene Ontology annotation, molecular function: aldehyde dehydrogenase (NAD+) activity. The transcript has 10 exons. Gene Ontology annotation, biological process: aldehyde metabolic process. The coding region runs from base 132 to 1538 and encodes 468 amino acids. Gene Ontology annotation, cellular component: cytoplasm. Lineage: Eukaryota; Metazoa; Chordata; Mammalia; Rodentia; Sciuridae. The record is from RefSeq and is a predicted model, not a curated record.